UGACUCUUUGGAUUCACUCAUGCAUGGUCACACAAUGUGACAGUCCAGACAUGGCUGGAAACGGGAGGCAGCUCCGUUUGACCGAGCCCCAUCUCCGACUCCAAGCCGCCUCCAAACACUGACAACAACGAAGGAGAACUUUUGCGCACGUUGAACGGGCCUGGGACGGAGCAGCACUCACCACCCGCGUGGAGAAGAGUGUGCACGACUGAAUUUGUGCGGCAUCUUUUAUAAAAUAGUUUGAGGAGCUGUCAGAGGCGACAGGUUGCGCGGGUCCACAGGAGGUCUACGCACUCUGAUGAUGGCACCGGUGAAGGCACAAGGAUUUGCUUUUCGUGUUUAAGUAAGACAUCUCCGGUCUGAAGGUAUGACAAAUGAACACUACUGUGCAUAUUAUGUGGGAGUGAAGAAAGAGCAAGUAAACGCAGGAGGGCCUGUUAUCAGGUAAAUUAACGAGGGAGACAAAAGCCUGACAAAGCUCCGGGCGCGUUAAAGGGAGUCUGGGGACUCUGGCACACUCUGUAUUGUGAACCUGCAGCUAUGGCUUUGUAUUUGAACCUGGCUCUGUCUGUUACAUUCACCAACAUGCGACAUAAAUACCUCAAAUACCUGAGAACCCCAGAGAAAUGUAUCCAGUUAUUGAUAAAAUCAAAUAGCUCUGACUCUCUGGGUUUAAUUUCUGAGCUCAUCUCCCCAAUAUUUACACAUCUCUGCACUUAUAUCAGAGAUUUCAAAUGCAAACUGUAGUUGGAAAACACACUCUGAAUCUAUUAGGUCAUUCAUAGUGGUAAUCAGUUGUAUUAAGUUAUCUAAAAACGUUUUUAUUGUGACAUCUGGAGGCAUUUUAAUUAAAAAUAUUAAACCCUCACUGUUUCUUCAUUUGAAAUAAUACUGAAAUUGAAUGAAUAACGAUUUGACUGUAACGUUUUUUCUCUUCCAGGUGUUACACAUAUCGUGAACCCUAGUCGAUGGAUUUAUUACCUUUAAUACAAGAAUAUUUUACCUGUACUUUCUCCAUAGGCUAGAAAAUCUUGAAGCAUGGGCGACUGGAGCUUUCUGGGGCGGCUGUUGGAGAACGCUCAGGAGCACUCAACGGUUAUCGGCAAAGUCUGGCUGACUGUCCUCUUCAUCUUCAGAAUCCUGGUGCUGGGGGCCGCGGCUGAAGAGGUCUGGGGCGAUGAGCAGUCCGACUUCACCUGCAACACCCAGCAGCCUGGUUGCGAGAACGUCUGUUACGACGAGGCCUUCCCAAUUUCGCACAUUCGCUUCUGGGUUCUGCAGAUCAUCUUUGUGUCCACGCCGACCCUCAUCUACCUGGGCCACGUGCUGCACAUAGUCCGCAUGGAGGAGAAGCGGAAAGAGAAGGAGGAGGAGCUGCGCAAAGCGACCAGAUUCCAAGAGGAGAAAGAACUCCUUUAUAGAAAUGGUGGAGAUGCUGGAGGAGGAGGACGCCGCGGCAAGAAGGAAAAGCCGCCCAUCAGGGAUGAACACGGCAAAAUCCGCAUCAGAGGCGCACUGCUGCGUACUUAUGUUUUCAACAUUAUUUUCAAGACCCUGUUUGAAGUGGGAUUCCUUUUGGGCCAGUAUUUCCUCUAUGGCUUCCAGCUGAGGCCCCUGUACAAGUGUGCACGUUGGCCCUGCCCCAACACUGUUGACUGCUUCAUAUCGAGGCCCACUGAAAAGACUAUUUUCAUUAUAUUUAUGCUUGUGGUGGCUUGCGUGUCUCUUUUGCUGAAUUUGUUAGAGAUCUAUCACCUUGGAUGGAAGAAAGUAAAACAGGGCAUGACAAACGAGUUUGCCCCUGACCGCGGGUUGCCUCGCUGCGUCAACAUAGCGGAGCCUGAGUGUUUGGCCUCUGGCUCCAGAACUGCCCCAUCCAGUCACAGCUACCCUCCCAACUACACCGAUGUUACGGCGGGCAGCGGGGCGUUCCUGCUACCCAUAGGGCCGACAGCUGUGCCCUCGGCAGCAGAGUUCAAGAUGGACGACCUCCAGCAAAAGGAGCCCCUCCGCCAGCCCUCGCCAUCUUCCCAUUACUACAUCAGCCACAACAACAACCAUAGGCUGGCCACGCAGCAGAACUGGGCCAAUCUGGCCACUGAGCAGCAGACAAGGGAGAUGAAGGCCACCUCCCCUUCCAAUUCCCCUUCCCCCUCUUCCUCCACCAGCACCGACAACGAGCAGCAGCAGCCGCCCGUCGAUGCUGCGCUUCUUCCCACCAGCAACACCACCAGUAACACCAACAUUACCAACACAACCGCCACUGCCGCCUCCAGCAGCAGCAGCAGCCCAACCGCCACCUCUACCGCAGGCAGCUGGGGCGGGGGGAAGAGCGAGCAGGAGGAAGGCCACGUCACUACCACCACGGUGGAGAUGCACGAGCCUCCAGUAAUGGUCAGUACAGACCCUCGGCGGCUCAGUCGGGCCAGCAAGAGCAGCAGCAACAGGGCCAGGGCGAGCGACCUGUCUGUUUGAAUCCCUUCUUCCACUUUUAUGUCCCUGAACCCUCCCUCGAACACAGCCGAAACACAAAGAUUCUCAGACAAAAACAUAACAACCACACACAUGCAUAAGAAAAGAAAAAGAAAAAAAAAAUCACAAAAAAAGAGGGCGAGGCGACAAGAAACAGGUUAGAAGAAAAGAAUAAAACAAUCGUUGAGGUAAAUGUGAAACGACUCGAUCGGCAGCAGCCGUUGAUUUCGUGCAGUCGGUGAGUUGCAGAGUUGUCGAGGAAAGGUUUGUGUUUUUGCAUGGCGUUCAUCUAUGCACAUAAACUGUGAAGAUGCAGUGAGUCAGAAGGCUCCAUUCCAGCCAAAGACGCUGUCAUGUCAUGCAUCAGAAUGGAUUUGCAUCAUGUUUGGUUAGAGGAGGAGGAUUUCAUGGUGUUUCUCUACUUUUUCUUCUUCGUUGAGCCUGAAAGACGAAUGAUUCUGACUGAAAAGGAUCAUUUGUCCAAACGACCCCUGAAUAUAUUUCCUUUUCAAUCUAAUCAGGAGGAAGCACAAGUAGCUGGUGUUGUUCAGUUAGUCGAUGUGUGGCCAGACAGUGUUAGACCUUUAAGCUGCAGCACUUGCAAUCACCUGUUUUUUUAUUUUAUUUGAAUCAUCCGGGAUGAAUCCCGUUUUUUGUAGUUGCAUGGCAGGAUCUGUAGUCCUGCAACUCACCGACUUGACACGGCGAAGUCGGCUGAGUGGUUUCACCCAGAGACGAUAAAAGUAAAAAGAAUAUUCCUGGAGUCCCCAUUAUGAUGUAAGAUAAGUGAGUUUGUUGACGGGAUAUGAGUCUAAAUUGCAAUCAAAAUUGUGCCGCCAUGCUCUUAGUUUACCGAAGAGGAAAAAUAGGUCCCUGACGCCUGCCUCUGUCAGUAUCGCCUUCGGUCAACGUCUCAGAAACACUUUCCACCUGCUGCACAAACAACAAGAAACUGCCUUAUUAGAAAAUCUCAUACAAAUACACGACAGACGCCAGUGGAAAUGAAAAAAGACAAUUCUCUCCACCUCUUGGCUUCGACUUGAAACUGCUAAUUUUAUUUGUAGUUAGAUUGUUGGCAGGCAAAUCCACAACUACCCCAAACCAAAAAGCAACUGUGGGAGUUUAACUCGUUUUCACCACAACACACGUGCCUCUUCAUCUGGUUUUAUUCUGAAAAGUAUUUAGAUAUUUUUUUUGAACACUGAAUUGAAUUUUACUCAUAAAUUGCAUAACUGUAGUUGUCAGUUUGUGAUUGCGACAAAACUGACACAGCUGCGAUUAAAAAAUAAAGACGACAAAGCGACUGGCGUUGUGAGUAUUGAGACGCCGCGGUGUAGUCGACAGGCUUCUACUUUGUUGUGUUCUUCUUGAUUCUUAGAAACCUUUAGAAAAAAUACCUUUAAAUCAGCACUCACAGUCGUCGUCUCUGUCGUGUCACUGUGCUGUUUGGUUCAUUCAUAUCCCAGGCACUCACUUUUAAAUUACUCUUUUCUUUUAAACCUUUACGACAAUAAUUCAGCCACAUCGGCAUCGGACACAUCGGAACUUGACAGCAGGAUUAAUUAGAGUACCGUAAUGAAACAGUAGUUUUUCAACAGUUUGUGUGCAGGUUAAUACAUUGGAGUAAGAGCAAUGUAGUGGUACCAGCUUUUUUUUUUAUUUUUGUUUGAUUUAAAUACACUUCAGGGGGGGGUAUAAAAAGGAUGGUACUCUUCGGUGUAUCUGUACCCACAAUGUUUCACACGGUUUCUUACAACUUUAAGUGAAAACAGGAACACAGUGAGGAGAAUAUACAGCGACACACAAUGUGUAGCUGAACGCAGCCCUUUCCAAAUCCAUGUUUCUUGUUUAAAAUGACAAAAAAACUGAAAAAGAAAUCUUUGUUGUUUUUACUUUAUUUUUUUGAUUCCUAAAGUUUACAUUUUGGUAGUUGAUAAAGAUUUGCACAUUUAGGAAAAGGAAAGAAAAUUGCUGUUCUACGAUGCUUAUAUUGAUAGAAAUAGAGAUAGAGAGAGAGAGAGAUAAGAGAGAGAGAGAGAGAGAGAGAGAGAGAGAGAGAGAGAGAGAGAGAGAGAGAGAGAGAGCGAGUGAGAGUGAGUGAGAGAGAGAGAGAGAGAGAGAGAGAGAGAGAGAGAGAGAGUGACGUCAAACAAUCACUAUGAUCCUAAAAGGAAAGAAAAUGUCUUAAAAAUAAAAACACACAUCGGCUCUUCAAAGAAAAGUGUUUUAAAUAUGAACUGUUAUUUAUCUCGAGCUCGGACGAGUUUGAAGAUUUAAAGAAUAAAACAACAAAACAGCAGCGAGAGAGAGAAAAAGCAGUAGGGGUGUUUUCUUUGUUCACCCAGUUUGAUCUCCGGUCGGGACGUCACAUCGGACGACUCGACUGCUGAGAACAUGUUAGCUGGGUAGCUGCCCUCCCUCACCCCCCCUGUACGAGGCCCUGACAGGAUGUCGUUGUCGUCCCCCCCCGCCGCCUCCUCUGAACUCUCUCCUCUUUAAGUUCCAUGCAGAGCAUGAUUUCUCUGGCUCGUAAGGGAGUAGGAAAUAUCUCACGAUGCUCAGAACAGCAGCAGCAGACUGUUUUCAAAGCUGUCUUAAACAAGAGAAGUGCCUUGUGUAUGAAUGAUUCUUUUGUAAGAACAAGUUGAUGUAAAUGUUAAUUUACCUCAAAUGUUUACAAAACUGUUACUAAAUAAAUUUUUUGU
Messenger RNA from Platichthys flesus (European flounder), 5177 nucleotides. RefSeq names its product gap junction protein, alpha 3 (gene gja3). Gene Ontology annotation, cellular component: connexin complex. Lineage: Eukaryota; Metazoa; Chordata; Actinopteri; Pleuronectiformes; Pleuronectidae. The record is from RefSeq and is a predicted model, not a curated record. The transcript is spliced from 2 exons. Gene Ontology annotation, biological process: cell communication. The coding region runs from base 1039 to 2475 and encodes 478 amino acids.